Molecule: messenger RNA, 4390 nt
Organism: Thunnus maccoyii (southern bluefin tuna)
Lineage: Eukaryota; Metazoa; Chordata; Actinopteri; Scombriformes; Scombridae
Exons: 25
Coding region: 1-4191 (1396 amino acids)
Biological process (GO): proteolysis
Molecular function (GO): serine-type endopeptidase activity
Source: RefSeq, a predicted model, not a curated record
AUGGAUAUGGAGAAGAGUCGUCGUCGGUCCAGGGGCUUGAGCACCCUGGAGAAGAUCCUGAUAUUUCUCUUUGUGGCCAUGACCGGCACCUGCAUCGGCCUCGUGGUCAUCUACUUCACUGACAAAGCUGAUGAUGCUACUCAUGCAGAAGGUGAGAAUUGGCCGGGCUGUGGUGGACCUCAGGAGCUCUCCGGAGAGUCAGGCACCUUCACCAGCUUGAACUACCCCAGUAGCUAUGACAACGGCAAGAGCUGCACCUGGCAAAUCACUGUGGACCCUGACAAGGUGAUUCAUCUGUGGUUUGAGGAGUUUGCUUUAGAGGACACUCAGCUCUGCACGGCAGACUUCAUCACACUACAAGACUCAAUGGGAGUCAUUGGGAAAUACUGUGGCUACACCAAACCAAAUCCACUAGUGUCACUGACAAACCACCUGACAAUCCACUUUGACACCAAUGAUAGAAAAACAGACCAAGGAUUCAAGGCUCAUUACAAAGCUGUGGCUCCAGAACUCACACCAGAAAUAGCCGGAGCUGGUGGCUUUCUCCAAGGUGACCAGGGGGAUCUGAUGACCCCCGGCUUCCCUGAGCAGAACUACCUGAACACAGCAUUAUACCAGUGGAGAAUCACGGUGCCUGAAGGCGAGAAGGUUCGACUGACAUUCACCUCCUUUGACCUGGUGCCUGAAGUCUGUGGAGACUUUAUUCAGGUCUAUGAUGGCUACAAGGCUGGCUCUUCUUUAUUAGGUAAAUUCUGUGGUGGAACAAUGCCAAAGCCAAUGGAGUCCAGUUCCAACACAAUGAUGGUCCGCUUCAAAUCGGACAGCAGUUCGACUUCUAAAGGAUUCAGAGCAACUUACACAAAGUCCAGCCUUCCACCCGUUAUUGUUCCCACCACACCAGGACCAGGACCAGGACCCACCACCACACAAACCAAUCCACCUCCCACAUCCUCUGGUGGUCCAGUGAUCCUCCAUGGACGUAAAGGAGUGAUCCAGUCUUUGGGUUUCCCAAAUUCAUAUCCUGCUCAUCUGAGUAGUUCCUGGAAGAUAUCUGUACCCCAAGGAUUCCUGGUUAAACUGCAGAUUACUGACAUGGCCAUCACAGGAGAGACUGGACAAUGCAAGGAGGACAAACUGGUCAUCUCAGAUGACUACAGCGUACUAGGCACACACUGUGGCUACAUCCUUCCUCCAGUGGUGGUCAGUGCCGGUGACACAAUGUCUGUCACCUUCCAGUCUGACAGUCGCCUAACAGACCGAGGAUUCUCUGCCAAGUGGGAAGCUGUGUACCCUGCGGAUAUCGCAGAAGUCCAGGGCUGUGGAUUUUUUUCCAGAGAGGAAACAGGGGUUAUCAAGUCUCAGAACUGGCCUAUGAACUACAAGGCUAACACUGAGUGCAUGUGGAACAUCGUGUUGCCUUUUGGGAAAAAAAUCACACUGAAUUUCACCCACUUCGACCUAGAAAACAAAGAUUUAUUAACGUUCAAAUGCCUUGAUAAUAUAGUGGUGUAUGAAAUCAACAGUUUGACCAAUGGCCUGAUUAAAAAGCACGGUCCAUUUUGUGGGACUAAACUGCCUCGUACCAUCCGGACAAAAGGCAACAGGCUGAUGAUACGCUUCCAUAGUGACAUAUUUACUGAGGCCAAAGGCUUCAGGGCCUACUGGACAACAAACCCCAGUCUGCCCGCUCCCACUGAGCCGCCUGCUCAGCCCAACCCUUGGGACGACAUCCCCAUAGACUGGCCCAGUACAUGUGGAAAACCAGCCAUUCCUCCUACUAUUAUGUCACGCAUUGUGAAUGGAGAGCCAGCCAAGCCACACUCCUGGCCCUGGCAAGUGUCCAUGCAGGUCUGGCCGCCCAGUCGUCCAGAACCAAAAUUCUCCCAUAUCUGUGGCGGUACUCUUAUUCAUAAGAACUGGGUACUUACAGCCGCCCACUGCUUCAUAAACUAUGCUGAUGAGCUGCAGCGUUGGCACAUGUGUCUUGGCAAACACAACCUGACCUACACAGAGCCGAGUGAACACUGCUUCAAUGUGACUGGUAUCUAUCGCCAUGAGGGCUUCAAGUAUCCCACAGUGCCCACAGUGGAGUUUGACAUUGCCCUGGUCAGGCUGGAUGGGGACGUGAUAUUCAGUGAUGAGAUCUCUGUCGCCUGCCUUCCUUCUGAGGAAGAAAUACUACCUGGGGGCAAGAAGUGCUACGCCACCGGCUGGGGAGAUGAAACAGGUGAUUCACUGAAUGCUAAAGCCUCAGAGGCCCUUAACCAGGUUGCCCUGCCUGUUGUGCCGUAUGACACCUGCAAGAGGAUGGAUUACUGGUGGUUCCAGGUCAAGACCUCCAUGAUCUGCUGCGGGUAUACCCUGCCUGAUGAGCUCAAAUCUGUCUGUCAGGGAGAUUCAGGUGGUCCUCUGGUGUGCCGGGAUACCCCCACUGGUCCAUGGGAAGUUCACGGUAUAACUAGCUUUGGCCCUAUCGGAUGUAUUAUGAAUAAGAAGCCCUCCGUGUUCACCCGCUCCUCUGCCUACCUCCCCUGGAUCAAGAAUGUCAUCCGCAGAGACAUCUACAAUGAGCACACAUCUGGCUGUGGUGGACCAAAGGACUUGACUGGCACAAGUGGCACCAUCUCCUCUAUGGGUUACCCUGUCAGCUACAGCAACAACGCCCGCUGCCAGUGGAACAUCCAGGCGCCCGUUGGCAAACUGGUCCACCUCCAUUUCCACAAUUUUUCCCUGGAGGAGAGUCAGAUGUGCAUGAAGGACAAAGUCAGUCUGUCUGACAGUACAGGAACUCUAGGCACCUACUGCAGCCACGUACCACCUAAAGAUCUGGUGAGUGAUGGGGACACACUUCACAUCAGCUUCUCCUCCAAUGACAAGGUGGUGGAUACAGGCUUCACUGCCACCUGGAAGGCAGUGGACCCUACAGAGGCUCCUUGUGGAGGAAGUUUCAACAGUGCUCAGGGUGAAAUCACCUCUCCUAACUGGCCCAGUGACUACAACGCUCAGUCUGUGUGCACAUGGCGCAUCAAAGUUCCUUCAGCAAAAAGUGUCCAUGUGGCCUUCACUCACUUUGAACUUCAAGCUGUAAACAUGUUAGGAAACUGUGUGGACUAUGUGGAGAUCUUCAAUGGAGAAAGCAUGAAAUCACAAGGUCGUUUCUGUGGCUUUGCCCCUCCACCCAAAAUUGCCAUCCCCAGCAACACAGUCGUCAUUCGCUUCCUUAGUAACGGAGCCAAUCAGCAGAAGGGUUUUCGUGGUUACUGGACUACCGAUGCCAAUAUAAUCCCAACUUUACCUCCUCCACUUCCUAAUCUAUGGGACAACAUUACUAUCAACUGGCCAGGAAAUUGCGGAAACCCAGAAGUGACACCCAAUACAGCCACCUCAAGGGUGGUUAAUGGGGUAGAGGCGAUCCCCCACUCCUGGCCCUGGCAAGUCUCCAUGCAGGCUUCACCAAUGUUUCCCAUACCUUACAUGCACGGUUGUGGAGGUUCUUUGAUUCACGAGGAAUGGAUCCUUACUGCUGCUCAUUGUUUCAUGGUCCCACUGAAUAAACCCUCCUACUGGCGCAUGUGUCUGGGGAAGCACCACAUGAACUCCUCCAUGGAUGUUCCUUCAACAGAGGCAUGCUACAAGGUGGACGGAAUCAUCCGCCAUGAGGGCUUCGUUUAUGAGCAGGAUCGCAGUGACAUCACGAAUGACAUAGCCCUGGUGCAUUUGGCUAAGCCCGUCAAUAUGACGAGGGAGAUCAGCCCCAUCUGUCUGCCUAAACCUGGGGAUGUGAUGGCUGGUGGGACACCCUGCUUCGUCACUGGCUGGGGAGAUGAGAAAGGUAACCUGUUCCCCAAAGUGUCUGAGAAGCUAAAUCAGGCAGCCCUCCCUAUUGUUGACUUCCAGACCUGCAGUAAGCCUGCAUACUGGUGGGACACCCUCAGGCCCUCCAUGAUCUGUGCUGGCUACGAGUCUCCAGAUGAGCUUAAGUCAGCCUGCCAGGGUGACUCUGGCGGUCCUUUUGCCUGCAAGGCCACUGGAAUAAGCACAACCUGGGAGGUGCACGGUAUCGUCAGCUUUGGACCUCAGGGCUGCAUCAAAGACAAGAAACCAUCAGUGUUCACCCGUGUCUCUGCCUUCAGUGACUGGAUCCACCACAACAUCAAGAAGUUUACGUAUGAAAAUGGCAAAACCAACUAACCAAGUCAUUGUACCUUUUUAUUUAGGGUUCAUCAUUAACUAUAUAAGUAAAAUUGUUCUCAGCCCCAUUCAGUUUACAACCCUUCUGACUUAUAAGGAAUCUUCUGGUAUGUAAUGGUAGAACAACUUUAUUUGAUGCUAUAUUUAAUAUUUCAUACAUUGUAUACAGUAUACAGUUAAAGAAACAUUGCAUGUUCUA